Molecule: messenger RNA, 2543 nt
Organism: Scophthalmus maximus (turbot)
Lineage: Eukaryota; Metazoa; Chordata; Actinopteri; Pleuronectiformes; Scophthalmidae
Gene: tspan9a
Product: tetraspanin 9a
Exons: 7
Coding region: 734-1759 (341 amino acids)
Cellular component (GO): membrane
Source: RefSeq, a predicted model, not a curated record
CUCUUGCUGGGAGAUGCCCGUUAGUUGCGUCUGCCGAUAAUAUCACAUCAGCCCGAGCGCAGCUAUUGGCAGAGCGGUGCACAGGCAGCGCGCAGUGAGGACGGAGCGGUUCACUGGAGAAGACAGACACACUCAGAGGGAGCGAGCCGGGGAGGACGGAGCGCAUCAGAGCACAUUGAGAGGAGCACGACGAGGAGGAGGAGGAGGAGGAGGAGGACAGAGAAGGAGCAGAGGAGAGUGAGGAAAGGGAGAAAAGUUACCGGGUCAGCGGUAGAAGGCGUCGCAAGUGGGGCAGCUGGGGACUCACUGGGGGUCUCGCUCCCACCGGAGUAACCCUGCACAGGCAGCAGGCAGCGCGGCAGGAGAGUGAUAUUCCAUGAGGGGGUGAGAGGCAGAGCUGUAACUUCUCCCUCGGAAAGGCGGUGCUGUCAUCGGGGACAGGGUAACGCUCCUCACAGGAGCCCGUCUGCACAGCCACUCCAGGACGAGCACAGUCAGAGGUGCCUGAGCAGUGCAGUUCUUCUCCCCGAUCCAAUUGUGCGCUCUGCAGUGGAGGUAGUCGCGCUCCUCUCGGGCUUCUGUCUACUUUUAUUUCAUUUUAUUUAUUUUUUUGGGCUUCAGAGCGUGAAGCGGUUGGUUGAUUCGGAGGGCGCGUUGUUCUGUCCCGUCAUCUCAGAGACUAUGUUAGACUGUGCGUCGGGGAGUCCUUCAUCAGCAGCUGCAGCCCUAGAGCAUGGAGAAGUCCAGCAGUGAGGAGUCAGCCAUCCACCGUAGCCCCUCCGUAGACAGCCGCGACUCCGACUUUGCCCAAGCCUCCACGUCUGGCCGGCCGUUCGGCGGCCGCGGGUUCACCGCCGGUGCUUUCUACGGCUCCACGGGGUCGCGCAAAAACGCACCGCAGGGGCCGGCAGGAGCGCAAGCCGACGCCGGCGCGGGAGACAAGGCCACCAACAAGCCGAGCUCCCCCAAAGGCAGCAAAUACGUAGUCUUUUACCUGGAUCUAUCCUUUGUGUUCCUUUUAGAAUUCAAGAAGUGCAACAUGGCAAGAGGCUGCCUCUGCUGCUUGAAGUAUAUGAUGUUCAUCUUCAAUCUCAUCUUCUGGUUGUGCGGCUGCGGGCUGCUCGGCGUGGGCAUCUGGCUCUCGGUGUCCCAGGGCAGCUUCGCCACCUUCUCGCCCUCGUUCCCCUCGCUGUCGGCCGCCAACAUGGUCAUCGCCAUCGGCGCCAUCGUCAUGGUAACGGGCUUCCUCGGCUGCCUGGGCGCCAUCAAGGAGAACAAGUGCCUGCUUCUGAGCUUCUUCAUUGUCCUGCUGAUAAUUCUCCUAGCGGAGCUGAUACUGAUCGUCCUGUUCUUUGUGUACUCGGACAAGGUGAGUGAGAAUGCGAAGCAGGACCUGAAGGACGGCCUGGCUCUCUACAACUCAGACAACAACAUAGGCCUGCGGAACGCCUGGAACAUCAUCCAGGCGGAGUGGAAGUGCUGCGGUGUGAUCGCGUACACCGACUGGCACGAGGCCCUGCAGGAGAAGGUGGUCCCUGACCGCUGCUGUCAGGAACAUUACCAGAACUGUGGACACAACUCCACCAACAUGUUCUGGAGCAGGGGCUGCUUCGAGAAAGUGGAGGAGUGGCUGGACGAAAACAAGCACCUGCUGGGAACCGUCGGCAUGGUCUUCUUGGUGGUGCAGCUCCUGGGCAUGGCGUUCUCCAUGACACUGUUCCACCACAUCCACAGAACGGGGAAGAAGUACGACGCUUAGCCGCGAGGGCCGUCGACACCCAGCGGAGAGGAGCCCCACUGCCUGAUGGGAUAAGACUGAUUGAAACAGCCCCCCCCCCCCCCCCCCCGCUUCCCCAUUCACUUAAUAACCUCUUUAGAGCAUCCUUUGCCCCCCCCCCGCCCCCCCUCCCACAUCCCAGACCUUCUGUACAGAUUCCAGCUGCUCUGAUCUGCUCUCUCUCUCCUCUCACCACUCCUUUUUUUGCCAAAGAGUAAACCCAACCGGAAGAGAAGGGACAGCGUCUUUUGGCAAGGAAGAGAAUCCCAUUGUUUCUUCACUCCUCUUGAGUAUUGCUUUUUGUUUUUUCUUUUUCUUUUUGCUUGGACUAACAAUUUGCCGGAAGGAAACGACAGACUUUGAGCAAACGAAGACUUGACUAAUGCCCCCCUCCGUCAAGCGAUCAAACAUAUGAAACUGAUAACACCCUCCAUCUCUUGUGGAGCUUUUUAUUUGAAAUCUUUUUUCCCCCUCUUGCUAAAUGAAGUCACCCCCCCCCCCCCCCCCCCCCCUUUUCAUUUGUAAAUGAAAGAAUUUCCAACAUGGCAUGCUAGUUUUCUACUUCACUGAUUAACGUUGUCGGCGAAAUGUCAAACAAUCUGUUUUUGUCUUGUGGUUUUUCUUUUUUCUUCUUCCCUGUAAGUGUGUCAUCAAUGCUCCUGUGCAAUGUAAGUGUUGGACGGAUCAGUGCAAUGAGCUCUCAAUGAGUGUGUGUGUGUGUGUGUGUGAGAGUGUGUGUGUGUGUGUGUGUGUGUGUGUGUGUGUG